Messenger RNA from Trifolium pratense (red clover), 1099 nucleotides. Its product is annotated as EPIDERMAL PATTERNING FACTOR-like protein 5. The transcript is spliced from 2 exons. Gene Ontology annotation, biological process: stomatal complex development; guard cell differentiation. NCBI's taxonomy places the organism in Eukaryota, Viridiplantae, Streptophyta, Magnoliopsida, Fabales, Fabaceae. Bases 246 to 605 code for a protein of 119 amino acids. The record is from RefSeq and is a predicted model, not a curated record.
CCACCGGGUCCACUAAUUUCUCAGAUACUCAAACAAGAUCUCUCACACCCUCUUUGGGGUUCUUUCUUCUCUUUUGACUUGGACUUUCUUUCUCUCUCAACAAAAACAUACACACGCAACAAUCUGCAACACUUCUGCAACAACAUUUAAUAAUACCAAACACACCUUCCUCUCAAACUAUCUUUCUCAUCAACCUCUUCCUCUUCUUCCCAGCUUCACUAACGUGCGCAUUCCACCUCACCAUCAUGUGCGUAUUGCGCCACCGCAAACACCACCAUCAUCAUUGGUUGUUACUCAUUUUCAUUUUUCUCUUGUUCUCUUCAACUUUUGCCAUAACCAUUCUCGCACCACAACCCAGUAGCGGAACAGUGAAGCACAAAGACAAGGAAAAUGGGUCUCCGGCAUCACAGUGGAAGAGAGAAGUGGCCGAGCAGAAGAAACUUGGCGGUCCAGGGUCGACGCCUCCAUCAUGUAGAUCCAAGUGUGGUUGGUGCAACCCAUGUCAUCCGGUUCAUGUUCCGGUUCAACCCGGUUUUAUCAUACGUCUUGAGUAUUAUCCAGAAGCUUGGCGUUGCAAGUGUGGCAACAAGCUUUUUUUGCCUUGAUUGAAUAAUGAUGACAAUAUAUAUUUAUAUAUUUUUAUAUAUAUAAAUAAAAAUGAGUAAUCCUAGUACAAAAGAAAAAAAAAAAACACAAACGUUGCCAGAACCGAACAGAGAAAAUGUUGCAGAGCAGCCAUCUUAAAUUUUUACCCUUUUGGGCUUUUUUUUGUUAUCAUCAUCAUGCAUUAAUUAAUGUUACUAAGGUUGAGUUUUUGGAUGUGCUUGCUUGCUUGCUUCUUGUGAGUACUACUGCUGAUAUUGAUUUUGAGUUAACCUUUUAAGGGAGUUUCAUUGGGAAUGUAAGAUGUUUGGGUUUGGUGUGAUUAUCGAGAAUAGACCCUCUCUAUUGUACAUAGAAGAUGAUGAUUUAUGUUUCCUUUUUUGUUUUUUGGUUUAUGUUUGCAUUUACCCCUUUAUGACAAAAUAUGUUAAGGUUGUAGUAACUUGGAGUAAUUUGUAACUAUAUGAAUUAUUUGAUUAUCCUUCUCUUCACAAAA